Messenger RNA from Pocillopora meandrina, 420 nucleotides. NCBI's taxonomy places the organism in Eukaryota, Metazoa, Cnidaria, Anthozoa, Scleractinia, Pocilloporidae. The record is from the annotation of a GenBank genome assembly.
AUGCACUGCCCUGCGAAUGUCACUUUAAUCACCGGUGGUGGUGAGCCGGGGCAUACUAAUGGACGUUGAAGCAAGGCCAGAUUUAAGAACCCAGCUGGCGUGGCGGUGAGGGAGGAGGAGCUUUACGUUUGCGAUCAAGGGGAUGGUACCAUUAGAGUGGUAAAUAUGAGAUCGCUUUUCUUCCAUGCAUCCAGGAUUGGCCAAGAAGAUCCAGACGCCGAGGAAAGCCAAAGUGAGGAAGAGGAUUUCGCCAUAAGACGAAUUCGCAAAGUGUCUGUGCACAAUCUUUCCCUUAUUCCAGAGGAAAAUGUACCUGAUUUGGUAUCGCCUUUUGCCAUAUGUGCAGCCACAAAGGAUAACUUUGAACUUUAUGUAUCAGAUUUUUGCCUUUCAAGGUUUUCAAGAUUACCAGUGCUAUAG